Messenger RNA from Durio zibethinus, 5053 nucleotides. The record is from RefSeq and is a predicted model, not a curated record. NCBI's taxonomy places the organism in Eukaryota, Viridiplantae, Streptophyta, Magnoliopsida, Malvales, Malvaceae.
GAAAUUUUAACGUUUUAUUUUCCUUUUUAAAUUUGAACAUUGAAUUUUUAUUAUGUUUAUGAUUUAAUGAUUUGAGGAAAGUAUAAUUCUAUGAUUUUGGGUGGUUUUUUUAUUUAUUAUUGUUUUUGUGAAAUAUUUUGGGUUAUUUUAGUGAAGUUGUAGGUGAGAAGAUUUGGAACCGUUAAGUUUGAUUAUAAAUACGCAAAUCGUUUUAUUUUUCUUUUAGUUUUCGGUUAAAUCUGGGAAAUUUUUUUAUACUUGUUUGGAAAGAAAUGAUUAUUAGAAUUGUAAUUACGAGGUAUGUGUUCUAUAUUCUUUCGAUGAAUUUAAGGUUGUGUAUUUUGAAAGGUUAAAAAAAUGGUUUUCUUCGUUUUUGUGCUUCCAAUAUCGUACUUAUAGACAUGCUAUUAUUUAUAUAGGCAUAGUUGGUGAAGUAGGACUAGUGCUUCAGCAUCUUGUAUUGUGUUGACAAUUUCGGGGCUGAACUUUAGGGUAUCAUAGUUUAAAAAGUAAUUGAAUCAGAAAUUGUUCCAAGAAAAAUUGCUGUAUUGCCGAGUUGACAACAGUAUUUUCUGCAACUUACCUUAGGAGUUCAAAAUGCUGGUGGAGGGUGUGAUAUUUGACACAUAGGAGACAGUUAUUUCUAUAGUUAUUACCUCAAAGUGCAUGAUUCUGGAAAAGCUAGAGGAAGAUCUUCUUUAGAGUUAUAUAGGGAAUUAUUGUGACGACAAGUAGAUGUGAUGGAUCAUCAUGAGGAUGAAUGUCGGGCUGGAGGUGAACACCAUGGUAAACAAGAUGAUGAGGAAGCUGUUGCUCGUAUUGAGGAAAUUAAGAAAUCAAUUGAGGGCAAAAUGGCUCUUCGUCAAACCAAUUUGAAUCCUGGAAGGCCUGACUCUGGGUUCCUCAGGACAUUGGAUUCCAGCAUUAAGCGCAAUACAGCUGUUAUUAAAAAAUUAAAGCAGAUAAAUGAAGAGCAGAAGGAAGGAUUAAUGGAGGAGCUACGAAAUGUCAAUUUAACUAAAUUUGUUAGUGAAGCUGUGACUGCUAUUUGUGAUGCCAAGCUUAAGAGUUCAGAUAUACAGGCUGCAGUUCAGAUCUGCUCUUUGCUUCACCAAAGGUAUAAUGAUUUCUCACCAAGUCUGAUACAAGGGCUCCUGAAAGUCUUCUUUCCUGGAAAAUCUGGGGAUGAUUUGGAUGCUGACAGGAACUUUAAGGCAAUGAAGAAGCGUAGCACUUUGAAACUUCUUCUUGAACUUUACUUUGUUGGAGUUAUAGAAGACAAUGGAAUCUUUAUCAAUAUCAUUAAGGAUCUUACCAGCACAGAGCACUUGAAGGACCGAGAUGCUACUCAGACAAAUUUGACUCUUCUCGCUAGCUUUGCUCGACAAGGGCGAGUGUUUCUAGGACUUCCACUUUCUGGUCAAGAAAUUCAAGAUGAGUUCUUUAAGGGCCUUAAUAUCACUACGGAUCAAAAGAAAGCUUUUAGGAAGUCAUUCCAUGCGUAUUAUGAUGCUGCCACUGAACUUCUUCAGUCUGAGCAUGUGUCACUUCGCCAAAUGGAGCAUGAGAAUGCCAAGAUUCUAAAUGCUAAAGGAGAGCUCAAUGAAGAAAAUGCAUCUUUGUAUGAAAAGUUGCGAAAAUCUUAUGAUCAUUUGUACCGCAAUGUCUCAUCUUUAGCAGAAGCACUUGAUAUGCAACCUCCAGUGAUGCCAGAGGACAGUCACACAACUAGGGUUAGUACUGGAGAGGAUGCUUCAUCUCCAGCCACUGGAAAAGAGUCUUCGAACCUUGAAGCUAUAUGGGAUGAUGAAGACACUAGAGCUUUCUAUGAAUGCUUACCAGAUCUGAGAGCAUUUGUCCCAGCGGUAUUAUUGGGAGAAGCUGAGCCCAAAAUGAUUGAGCAAACUUCAAAGGCACAAGAGCAACCAACUGAAUCCUCUAUUGAAGCAGAUCAAAGUACACCAGUUGCACAGGAUGCUGUGGAGGCUUCUGUAGACUCUGGGACUCUGCAAGAAGGGAAAAGUAUAGGGAAAGGGAAGGAUAAAGAAGAAAAGGACAAGGAAAAGACCAAAGAUCCUGACAAGGAGAAAGGGAAAGAGAAAGAAAAAGAUACUGAUAAAAAAGGAGAAAAUGAAAAGGAAAAGCUCAAAGGUCUUGAAGGGACAAAUUUGGACGCACUACUGCAAAGACUCCCGGGUUGUGUGAGCCGUGACCUUAUUGAUCAACUGGCGGUGGAGUUCUGUUAUUUGAAUUCAAAAUCAAAUCGGAAAAGGCUUGUUAGAGCUUUGUUUAAUGUCCCAAGGACUUCUUUGGAGUUGUUGCCAUACUACUCACGUAUGGUUGCAACAUUGUCAACUUGUAUGAAGGAUGUUUCCUCUAUGCUCUUGCAGAUGUUGGAGGACGAAUUCAACUUCUUAAUUAAUAAAAAGGAUCAAAUGAACAUUGAAACAAAGAUCAGGAAUAUUAGGUUUAUUGGAGAACUCUGCAAGUUCAAAAUUACACCAGCCGGCAUUGUUUUCAGUUGUCUGAAGACAUGUUUAGAUGAUUUCACUCAUCAUAACAUUGAUGUCGCUUGCAAUCUUCUUGAGACAUGUGGUCGUUUUCUAUAUCGUUCUCCUGAAACUACCAUAAGAAUGGCUAACUUGUUGGAGAUAUUGAUGCGCUUGAAAAAUGUAAAAAAUUUGGAUCCUCGACAAAGCACACUUGUAGAAAAUGCUUACUACCUUUGCAAACCACCUGAAAGAUCUGCACGGAUCUCUAAAGUCCGUCCUCCAUUGCACCAGUAUAUCAGAAAAUUGCUAUUUACAGAUCUUGAUAAGUCUUCCAUUGAGCAUGUGCUGAGGCAACUUCGUAAAUUACCAUGGAGUGAAUGUGAAUCAUACCUCUUAAAGUGCUUCAUGAAGGUUCACAAGGGGAAAUAUGGUCAGAUUCACUUGAUUGCUUCUCUCACUGCUGGUUUGAGUCGCUAUCAUGAUGAAUUUGCUGUUGCUGUUGUCGAUGAGGUUUUGGAGGAGAUUAGGCUUGGUCUGGAAUUGAAUGAUUAUGGUAUGCAGCAGAGACGCAUUGCUCAUAUGCGUUUUCUUGGGGAGUUAUACAACUAUGAGCAUGUCGACUCUUCUGUCAUCUUUGAAACACUCUAUUUGAUGCUUGUUUUUGGCCAUGAUACAGCACAGUUUCUGCAUUGUCAGCACGAUGUCCUCGAUCCACCCGAGGAUUAUUUUCGAAUCAGGAUGGUAAUUACUCUUCUUCAGACAUGUGGGCACUACUUUGACCGAGGUUCUUCCAAGAGAAAACUUAAUCGAUUCUUGAUACACUUCCAGAGGUAUAUUCUUAGCAAGGGUGCCUUACCAAUGGAUAUUGAGUUUGACUUGCAGGACUUAUUUGCAGAGUUACGUCCCAACAUGACCCGGUAUUCAUCUGUGGAAGAAGUUAAUGCAGCUUUAGUAGAACUUGAGGAACAUGAACGUGCUGCUUUAACUGACAAGGCUAGUGAGAAGCUCUCCGAUACUGAAAAGCCUUCUGAUGGGAUACCUGCCCAUUCCAUCUCAGCUGAUCGACCAAGCAUUUGGAAUGGUUCUGAGGAAAAUGGAGUGCAUGAGGAAAUUGGUGACAGUGACAGUGAAUCAGGGAGUGGCACCAUUGAACCCGAGGGAGAGGAUGAUUUGGAUGAAGAGAAUCAUGAUGAUGGAUGUGAUACUGAUGUGGAGUAUGAGGAGGAUGGCGGACUGGCAUCUGACGAUGAUGAAGUUCAUGUCAGACAGAAGGUAGCAGAGUUGGAUCCUGAAGAAGUAGCCAAUUUUGACCAAGAGCUCAGGGCUGUAAUGCAGGAGAGCAUGGAGCAACGCAAGUUGGAGCUAAGGGGCCGACCUACAUUAAACAUGGUGAUACCAAUGAAUGUGUUUGAGGGUUCUAUUAAAGAUCAUCAUGGACGGGUAGUUGGAGGGGAAAGUGGUGAUGAAGCAUUGGACCAAGAGGCUGGAGGGAGCAGAGAGGUGCAGGUGAAAGUUCUUGUGAAGCGAGGGAACAAACAACAGACAAAGCAAAUGUAUAUUCCUCGCGAUUGUACUCUUGUCCAUAGCACAAAACAGAAAGAAGCAGCCGAGUUUGAAGAGAAACAAGACAUUAAGAGGCUGGUCUUGGAGUAUAAUGACAGGGUAGAAGAGGAGAAUAACGGACUUGGAACACAGACAUUGAAUUGGCCAAGUGGGAAUAGCAGAGCUUACAGUCGUGGAAACUCAUGGGAAGGAUCCGGUGGGAGGACUGGGGGACCACGUCAUCGUCAUCAUACCCAUUCAAGGAGUGUAGCUUAUUAUGGCAGGAAAAAGUGAGUUUCACAGAAGCAAAUAAAACAUUUUGACGUGUGGGCAUAUCAUCAUAUUUUAGCAUAUGUUGCCUACAACAGAGAAGGAUUGUAAACAACAUAGGCAUGCGCUCUCACUCUACUGCCAGCUGGGUGAAUGAUCUCUUCAGGUGCAAUUCGAAAUGGAAUUUUGAUACUACUUUUGUCCUGCGACAGCAAUCAGGCCUUCCUGCAAGAGGAUUACUGUUUUAUCGAUUUCCUCGUACAGGCAAGGUACACAUACAUCUGACCUGAUUUGUUGCCAGAAAGUAGUGUUAAUCGGGAGUACAUACAACAGAUUGCCACGUGUGAUUUUGGGAAUGAUGAACUGAAGAUAAAGCUUUAGGAGUCCUAAAAUUAGAGUGGUUCCUGUAUUUACUGUUGUAUCUGUUAGAAAGGAAGAAAUGGAUUUUGAUUAAACAUGGCUUUGUAGCAACCCCAAGUGAAAUUUCGAUUCGAUGAUGUUUGUUUAAUAUCAGAAAAUAUCAAUGCCACAUAUUUGGUCGGAUUGAUUGUGCCUGUUUAUCAGAGUUGACAACACUUUCUUGAUUCCUGAUGGUGUUGAUUUGCAGGGUGAUAAUCACCUCUUCUUGUUUCUACUCUUUAGAAGCUUGACAUGUUGAAGUAAACUGGAUUUGAAAUUUUUCCCACUAGACUUCUGCUUAAUUGGUAUAGUUUUCUAGUUGUAAAUUGAAGCUGUGCUAUUUCAUUUUU